This is a messenger RNA of Neltuma alba, 1611 nucleotides long. Its product is annotated as lipid phosphate phosphatase 2-like. Lineage: Eukaryota; Viridiplantae; Streptophyta; Magnoliopsida; Fabales; Fabaceae. The record is from RefSeq and is a predicted model, not a curated record. Gene Ontology annotation, biological process: phospholipid dephosphorylation; phospholipid metabolic process. Bases 320 to 1297 code for a protein of 325 amino acids. The transcript has 8 exons. Gene Ontology annotation, cellular component: membrane. Gene Ontology annotation, molecular function: phosphatidate phosphatase activity.
GACUACUUUUUCCUUCCAGUGCUCACUAAUUAGGAAAAACACAAGAGCGAUCACACCUUUAUCUUGCUCUAAUCAAAACCUGAUUUCCAUUUGGUGAGGCUCACGCGACUCAUAGGUCCACAUAUGACCCACGCGUCUCUUUUCCUCUCCGCGUCGUUUUUUCUUUUUUAAAUCCAUCGUCCUCUUCGCCUCCUUCUCAAACUCCUCGCUUGCUUUUUCCCUCUACGUUUGAAUCUUCUUCUUCGUAAAGCAUUUCCAAUCAUUCCCUCAAAAUUCAAUUCUCGCAUUCCUGGCUACCUCCGAUUCCGUGCAGAGAAAAAUGCCAGAAGUUCAGUUGCCUAGGCACACCAUUAAAUCACAUGGAGCUAAAGUGGCAAGAACACAUUUGCAUGAUUGGUUAAUUCUUUUGCUUCUUGUCUUCAUUGAUGUCAUCUUGAAUGUGAUAGAGCCGUUUCACCGCUUUGUUGGAGCGGGGAUGAUGACUGACCUGAGAUACCCACUGAAAGCUAAUACUGUCCCGUUUUGGGCUGUCCCGAUAAUAGCAAUAUUGCUGCCACUGGCGGUCAUUCUUGUCUACUAUAUCAAGCGAAAGGACAUUUAUGACUUUCAUCAUGCUAUUUUGGGGCUUCUAUUUUCUGUUCUAAUUACUGCGGUGAUAACUGAUGCUAUCAAAGAUGGUGUUGGACGGCCACGGCCUGACUUCUUUUGGCGAUGUUUUCCUGAUGGCAAAGGGGUGUUUGAUCCAGUAACAAGUGAUGUUAUGUGCACUGGAGAUAAGAGUGUUAUCAAGGAGGGGCACAAAAGUUUCCCUAGUGGACAUACCUCUUGGUCUUUUGCUGGUCUUACUUUUCUUGCCUGGUAUCUAUCUGGAAAGAUUAAGGUGUUUGAUCGUAGGGGCCAUGUUGCAAAGCUCUGUAUUGUUUUCUUACCAAUCCUCAUGGCAGCUAUGGUUGCCGUCUCACGUGUUGAUGACUAUUGGCAUCAUUGGCAAGAUGUGUUUACUGGAGGUCUUAUUGGUGUGUUGAACCGGAAUUGCUUCUUUUGUUACUUGCAAUUCUUUCCUCCUCCAUAUCAUGCAGAUGGUUGGGGCCCUUACGCAUAUUUUCAGAUGUUGGCUGAAUCACAAAAUGGUGCUCAAGUCUCGUCUAUGAACAAUGACAUUAUCAGCCCACAACCUGGUGAGAUGCAUAUUGUAAGUAUUCCACCUCAACAAGAUGGUCAUGUUGCUCGAGGCAAUAACUGGGAUUCAACUCCUAUAUUUGAUGGAUCACAAAAUGCAAGGAGACAAGGACUUUAGUCUAUGGGUGAUUGGGAAAAGAUCACAUGUGCGUAGUCUGUAAAAAGUUAUAGGGUUUGUGAAUUUCAUUGCAGAUUUCUGCCUCUGUAGCUUUCUGGAAGAAUUGAAAUUGAUAUAUGCUGAUGCUCAUUUCCUCAGUUUAGAUAGGAUACUUUCCGAGAUGAUUAUAGAGUGAGCAGUGUAUGAUUUUUGUUAGUUAUCUAAACACUGUUUUAAACUUUGUAAUUGGUGUUCAGAUCCAACCUUGUAAAAGUUUCAGAAGUUGUGAGAAAAUUAAACGAGUGCAAGAUAGAGGUAUUAUUUGUGCAGCUCAA